ACGAGAGAGAAGAAAAUGGGCUUGUGAAAACACAAACCAACAAUUCAACCUUUUCCAUCACUGAAACAAACGAUUGCAAUAACGUACACAUUGAAGAAAAUGAUGGGUUAUUCAGCUUUGUUGCAUCAAAUAAAAAAACAAAAUAUAAGAAAUUAGUAGUUGCUAAAGCCGACUUGGUGAAACAGAUUAUGAAAUUGAAUAUAGACUUGAAAUGGCUGCAUGAAAUCAUUGCAACUGAGAUAUCUAGUUUCAUGAAAUUUAGAGGACAAUUUUUGAGUUUUGCUUUAAAGAGGUUUGUUAGUCAAGAAAUUAAGAGUUUGAAACUGCGCGAUAUAGAAUUGAGAAAAGUGUUAUACAAUGUUAAGCAACACAACUUAUGA
Messenger RNA from Lodderomyces oxycetoniae, 380 nucleotides. RefSeq lists its product as uncharacterized. The transcript has a single exon. Lineage: Eukaryota; Fungi; Ascomycota; Pichiomycetes; Serinales; Debaryomycetaceae. The record is from RefSeq and is a predicted model, not a curated record. The annotation marks the transcript as partial.